GCGGCAGCAGCGGGGCGCAGAGGCCGGCGCGGCGGCUGGCGUGCGCGGGGCGGGGGCCGCGGCCGCGCUGCAGAGAUGUGACUCGGGCCGCGGGCCAGGGAGCGUCGGCGCUGCGGGCCGCGGGGGUCGAACUUCCCGGCAGGCGACAGCGGCUUCAGCCGGAAAGAUGAGAACCCACCAGGCGCUCGUCUUCCUCCUGCUCUUUGUGAUCGCCUCGGGGGCCUCGGAGAACGCCAGCACCUCCCGGGGCUGUGGGCUGGACCUGCUGCCCCAGUACGUGUCCCUGUGCGACCUGGACACCGUCUGGGGCAUCGUGGUGGAGGCGGUGGCGGGGGCCGGCGCGCUGAUCGCGCUGCUCCUGAUGCUCAUCCUCCUGGUGCGGCUGCCCUUCAUCCAGGACAAGGAGAAGAAGGACCCCGUGGGCCUGCACUUCCUCUUCCUGCUGGGCACCCUGGGCCUCUUCGGGCUGGCCUUCGCCUUCAUCAUCCGCGAGGCCGAGGCCGUGUGCGCCGCGCGCCGCUUCCUGUGCGGGGUGCUCUUCGCGCUCUGCUUCUCGUGCCUGCUGGGCCAGGCGUGGCGCGUGCGCCGCCUGGUGCGCCGCGGCAAGGGCCCGUCGGGCUGGCAGCUGGUGGGCGCGGCGCUGUGCCUGACGCUGGUGCAGGUCAUCAUCGCCGCGGAGUGGCUGGUGCUGACGGUGCUGCGCGACGCCAAGCCCGCGUGCGCCUACGAGCGCCUGGACUUCGCCCUGGCGCUCACCUACGACGCGGUCCUGCUGCUGGCCGCGCUCGGCCUGGCCCUGGGCGCGCUGUGCGGCAAGUUCAAGAAGUGGAAGCAGAACGGCGCCUGCCUGCUGCUCACCGCCGCGCUCUCGGCGCUCAUCUGGGCCGCCUGGCUCACCAUGUACCUCUUCGGCAACGCGCAGCUGGGCCGGGCCGAGGCCUGGGCCGACCCCACGCUGGCCAUCGCGCUGGUCGCCAGCGGCUGGGUCUUCGUCGUCUUCCACGCCAUCCCCGAGGUCCACUGCUCCAUCCUGCCCUCGCCGCAGGAGAGCGCGCCCAACUACUUCGACACGUCGCAGCCCCGCAUGCGCGAGACGGCCUUCGAGGAGGACGUGCAGCUGGCCAGGCCCUACAUGGAGAACAAGGCCUUCUCCAUGGACGAGCACAACGCAGCUCUGCGCACGGCAGGAUUCCGCAACGGCAGCCUGGGGAACAGACCCAGCGCGCCCUUCCGGAGCAACGUGUAUCAGCCCACAGAGAUGGCUGUGGUGCUCAACGGCGGGACCGAACUGGUGGUCCAGCCCCGCUCUCUGGAGUCCUUUGGAGCGCUCUGAGACCUCCCGGGCACUCGGUCUGCAAGAGUCCCCCAGGCCCCUUGCAGAGGGGAGCCGUUCUCACGAUCGCUUUCUCUCUCAGUUCUUGGCGCCGAAGGUGAGCA
Messenger RNA from Sorex fumeus (smoky shrew), 1437 nucleotides. RefSeq names its product G protein-coupled receptor class C group 5 member B (gene GPRC5B). The record is from RefSeq and is a predicted model, not a curated record. Gene Ontology annotation, molecular function: protein kinase activator activity; protein kinase binding; G protein-coupled receptor activity. Gene Ontology annotation, biological process: G protein-coupled receptor signaling pathway. The transcript is spliced from 4 exons. Gene Ontology annotation, cellular component: intracellular membrane-bounded organelle; plasma membrane; extracellular exosome. NCBI's taxonomy places the organism in Eukaryota, Metazoa, Chordata, Mammalia, Eulipotyphla, Soricidae. Bases 167 to 1333 code for a protein of 388 amino acids.